AUGCCGCAAGCCCCGACUCCAAUAAUGCCAGUCCCGACUAAACCUAAAUUAACUUUCUCCAUCGAGUCGCUAGUGGGAAAAGACUCUAACGAGGGUCGUGCAGAAAACAGAACCUUCCCAGCACAACAAACCAAUACUCGGACAUCAAUCUCGGAAUCUGCGCCAACUUAUCCCGCAACGUUCCCUCCAGCCCGGCCCGUUACCGUCUGUCUAGGACAAGGAGAACCGAUCUCACCAUACAUCUACUCCUCGGUGUCACCCGCCUAUCCUCCGGUGUCUCCGUUCUUCGUCGGCCGAGAGUCCCAGUAUCAGGUGUACCCAUGGUUACUGGCGGCGAGACAGCAAAGAUUUCUUCCCCCAAGGCUGGGAG
Messenger RNA from Limulus polyphemus (Atlantic horseshoe crab), 370 nucleotides. RefSeq lists its product as uncharacterized. The transcript has a single exon. NCBI's taxonomy places the organism in Eukaryota, Metazoa, Arthropoda, Merostomata, Xiphosura, Limulidae. The annotation marks the transcript as partial. The record is from RefSeq and is a predicted model, not a curated record.